Molecule: messenger RNA, 1090 nt
Organism: Populus trichocarpa (black cottonwood)
Lineage: Eukaryota; Viridiplantae; Streptophyta; Magnoliopsida; Malpighiales; Salicaceae
Exons: 5
Coding region: 210-803 (197 amino acids)
Source: RefSeq, a predicted model, not a curated record
CACAGCCAUCUUUUAACUUCAACAUAAUCACCUUCACAUUCUCUUUCUCUCUCUCCCUCAUGGUUUUUGGACCGUUAAUAAUACCCUAAUCAAAUCUCUCUCCAAAAUUUCUCUUGAUUCUCUUUCCGGGUCACGAUAUUUCUAAAAAAUUCAAACUUUCCUGCAAUUCCCCUUGUUUUCUCUUCUGGGUUUCUCUCAGAUUUCUCAAAAUGGGCAAAAAUCAAGCUUACAAAGCUAUGCAAAGAUCCAGGCUUGGCUCCAGCUCUGCUGGUCCUGAAGAGAUCGAAGAUGGGAUGGUGGAUGGUUCUUUUCAUUCACCAGAGUGGCAUGCUGCUCGUUUGGCCAGCCUUAAUAAAUCUCACACAGUAACCUGGGAAGAGUUCAAGAAAAAGCAGAAGGAGGAUGAAAUGAGAAACGGGGAGCUAGAAGCAGAUAAGGACAGAAUGAUGCGGGAGUACCGAGCUCAAUUGGAUGCUGAAAGGGCACACAAACUUGCUCAUGGCCGGAAUCACUCUGGUAGCAAAUCUAGUCAUAAAAAGGAUAGAAAGGACAGGGAUUUAAAGAAACGCAGAAGUAAAAAAAGAAAGCAUUCCAGGCGGAGAUCUGAUGAUUCUAGCUCCUCCAGUUCAUCUUCGGAUUCUUCAAGUAGUGAAGACGAGAGAGAAUUGAAAAGAUCAAAGUCCAAGUCUAGAAAAACAAAGGAAAAGAAGCACAAGUCAAGACCCAAACACUCCAGUAGUGAUGAUGAAGAGGCUGGUGGACCUGUGCCACUUUCUAGAUUUUUUGGAAGCUUGAAGAACUAAUGGCAGAUGUCUCUUAUUAUAAGAGGAUAUCAAUAAUAGCCUUGGUUCUUUCUUGCAAUUUUUUCCAGAAAUUUGCUGAGCAAAUAUGUAUCCAAUUGCACCUUCCUUUGCAUGUCACUGAGCUUGUGAUGUUAUUAGUUUGAUUCCAAAUUUUCGCUUAAAAAUAUCAGUUCCAUCGUUUUUUCAGAAUAUUAUGGUACACUAUUUGGCAAGUAUGUGAGCUGUAUCAUAUUAGUUGGAGCAGCGACGCAAUAAAUCUGAACCAAGAAAUUGAGUUUAUGCUAUAA